AUUACUCUGUAUAAGGUUUACGAAAAUCAGGCAGUCCUCUAAUUCAAUCGUCUCCGAACUUGUCUUGAUUUUAGAUUUUUAGUCGAAUCAUUCAAAUUCAACAUCUUUCUCUUUCAAUUCAACUAGCUAAAUUUCACAUUCACUCUCCUAUAAACCCUAAUAUCUCCCCUAAUUCACAACUCAAAAUUCAAUUCUCUGAAACCCUAGAAUUUCUCACAUGGCGUCCAAGAAGAAAGAACCCGAGGUUUUCAAUUUGCUGAAUUUAUACCAAGAUGACGACGACGAAGAGGAAGACGAAGACGUCGAAAAGGAGAGAGAAUCUGAAUCUCAACCAAGAGAAGAAUUGCGAGGUUCGAACAACAAUGAAGACGAAGAUAUGAAGCUGAAUGAUGAAGUUGGCGCGUCUAAUGCAGUUUCUACUACUACUACGACCUCUACUACUACACGAUUCACCUCUAAUUCGACAAUGAAAUGGAGCAGUUUAAAGCCGCCAACGCCGGUUCAGGCUCAGAGCUCUGUGCUGGAUUCGGAUGUGUCGCGGCAGAGGAGAGAGAAGCCGACAAUUGUUGAUUAUGCGCAUGAUGAUGUUGCUAUGUCUCCUGAGGAUGGAGAGAUAUUAGGCACGAGUGCUGGUCGAGUCACGUACGGUGAAGAGCUCACGAUUACUCAUGAUAUUCAACAGAGGACAAUUGUAACUAAUGUACAGAUCAUGACAUCAAAUAAUCCGGUUGACUUUCCUCAGUUGUCUGCUCACGUAGAUGUUUUACAACUUGAUCAUAGUGUGACGAAAGAAUCAGAAGCUAUGGUUGGGGAAGGUGUCAAUCUCACUGGGGAGGACGGAAUUGGUUCUGACCCAUUACAAAAAUUUCUGCGACCACCGCCAGAAGAUGUGUGUUCAGAUGAAUUACAGGAGAAGAUCAAUAGGUUUCUUGCACUGAAGAGGCAAGGAAAAAGCUUCAAUGUAGAGGUUCGCAAUAGAAAAGACUAUCGAAACCCUGAUUUCUUACGCCAUGCUGUGAGGUAUCAAGAUAUUGAUGAGAUAGGGUCAUGCUUUAGUAGAGAUGUAUUUGACCCACAUGGCUAUGACGAGAGCGACUACUUUGAUGCAAUAGAAGCUGAUAUGAAGCGUGAGAUGGAAAGAAAGGAGCAAGAGAGGAAGAAAAAUCAGAAGGUUGACUUUGUUUCUGGGGGAACACAAGCUGGAAUGGUUUCUACCUCACAAAAAGUUAUGCCUAGUCCAGGAGUUACCAAUCUGCCUUCUUCCGGAUCGCAGUCAGGUUCAGCUGACAUGUUGACACGGGAGGGUCGACAAAACAAGAAAUCAAAAUGGGACAAGGUGGAUGGCGAUAGAAGGAAUGUGACGGGCAGUGGGCAGGAGUCUUUAUCUGCGAUUGGAGCACAUGCAGCACUCCUUUCUGCUGCUAAUGCUGGAGCUGGAUAUGCUGCUUUUGCGCAACAAAAACGUCGGGAAGCAGAGGAGAGAAGAACAAGUGAUAGGAAGGCAGAGAGGAGAACAUGAAUCCUUUGUUUUUCUGGCUAUAAUUUUAGCGACUAACAAGAACAUCAGAAAAGAGCAAGGAGAUUGUUUGCAAUCCAAUGUUAUGAAUCUGUCGACUGUUGUGCAUCGGUGAAAACUCAGCAUGAUGGUAAUGACAGAUAAGCUUCUAGGUGGUCUAGCACUCUAGGAUUGUUGGUUAUCAUGGUACUGAGGAGGCUUGCAAGAAUAUCCCGUUAGGUGAACUACCUGAAACUAAUGGUAUUUUUACUUUCAGUAUCUGAAAUUGACCCAUUGGUUUGUGUGAAUCUUGGAAAGCGAAUUACCUAGAAAAUGGCCAAAUUAUAAUUUGUUUUAUAGGUUGUCCUUGAUAUGAUAUAUCUGGCAAGAAGAAAUGAGGUAUAUUAAGCCAUUGUGCCAUUAUUUUUUUCCCCCGGCAAGCACGUGUUUCUGAGCUGCUUGUAUAUACAAAUUAUGUAUUUCCUGUUUGAAUUUUUGAGAGUGGGCAAAGCCCCUUGUCACUUUAUAAGUGCUUUUAGCUGUAAUAUGAAUGAUUGCGCAAUGCUUAGUGGAUGAAACACAUUACAAAUGAAAGCACAUUGGCACAAGAAUGCCUUAUCCUAA
Messenger RNA from Chenopodium quinoa (quinoa), 2119 nucleotides. RefSeq lists its product as uncharacterized. NCBI's taxonomy places the organism in Eukaryota, Viridiplantae, Streptophyta, Magnoliopsida, Caryophyllales, Amaranthaceae. The record is from RefSeq and is a predicted model, not a curated record. Bases 218 to 1519 code for a protein of 433 amino acids. Gene Ontology annotation, biological process: regulation of DNA-templated transcription. Gene Ontology annotation, cellular component: nucleus. The transcript is spliced from 8 exons.